This is a messenger RNA of Aspergillus calidoustus, 1260 nucleotides long. The record is from the annotation of a GenBank genome assembly. Lineage: Eukaryota; Fungi; Ascomycota; Eurotiomycetes; Eurotiales; Aspergillaceae.
AUGGCAGACGUUCUUCUAGAUAAGGUCAACGCCCUCGAGUCACAGCUACAGAAUGUGAAGAGCCUCCUGACCAGUCAUACCGCCGAGGCGAACGGUAGCCCAAGCCCAGCUUCGGACAAAUUAGCAGCAGCGCGCCUUGAACUCCUCGAACUCGCCAACAACCUCGAAUACGCCGCCUUGGGCCCAACUGAAUGGCUCAAGGCGAGCUUCGCGGUGACAAAAUACGACCACCUCGCCUAUUACACCCUCUCGCAAUUCCCCCUCCAUCAACACAUUCCCCUAACCGGCUCAAUUACAUACGAGGCCCUCAGCACCGCGAGCGGCAUGCCGCUAUCCCCGUUGAAGCGCAUCCUCCGCCACCUCAUGCUCAACCACCUCUUCACCGAACCGAAGCCCGGCCACGUCGCGCACUCCGAGGCAUCGCGGCUCUUAGUCACAGAGCCCGGGAUGACAAGCUGGAUGGGGCAUAACUACGACGAGGUGUUUCGGAGUUUCGGGUUCUUUCCCGAGGCGUUGAAGAGAGGUUCGUCGGGGGUUGCCGACAAUGGACAUCCCGGGAAGACCGCGACUGCGCUUGCGUUUGACCAGCCAGAGGGGUUCUUUGGUGGGUUACUUGCGCAGGAGCCCUGGCGGGCGAAGAGGUUCGCGGAGGCGAUGCAGGCGAUGACGAGGGGGAGUCAUGAUCAUUCGCAUUUGGCGGAUGGGUAUGAUUGGGGACGGUUUGGGGGUGGGCUUGUUGUUGAUGUCGGCGGCUCCUCCGGCUUCCAAAGCAUUGCAAUCGCCACUGCGCACCCUGAUAUCCGCUUCGUAGUGCAAGACAUCGAAGACCUCAGCACAAAGCUCGAAGAGAACAUUUCCUCACUCGCGCAGCGCCCAAAGAUCACCUUCCAAGUCCACGACUUCUUCAAGCCGAACUCCGAGACCAGUGCAGACGUCUAUUUCCUGCGACACAUUAUCCACGAUUGGUCUGAUAGCUACGCGAGCAAGAUCCUGCGGAAUAUCGCGAGUGUGAUGAAACCAUCAGCGCGGAUUGUGAUUAUGGAUAUAGUUGUACCUGAGAAGGGGGUUUUGCCGUGGCAUACAAAUCGGAUGAUUAGCUUUUUGGAUUUGCAAAUGAUGGUCGUGGUGAACGGGAAGGAACGGAACCGGCAGGAGUGGGAUGAGCUGCUUGCAUUGGCUGAUCCGCGGUUGAUGAUUUUGAGCGUCAAGCAGCCGCACUAUAGUGUGGCGAGUAUCAUAGAGAUUGGUUUGGUGGAGUAG